Messenger RNA from Oreochromis niloticus (Nile tilapia), 1099 nucleotides. Its product is annotated as ATP-dependent RNA helicase DDX54-like. Gene Ontology annotation, cellular component: nucleus. Lineage: Eukaryota; Metazoa; Chordata; Actinopteri; Cichliformes; Cichlidae. The coding region runs from base 16 to 651 and encodes 211 amino acids. The record is from RefSeq and is a predicted model, not a curated record. Gene Ontology annotation, molecular function: ATP binding; RNA helicase activity; RNA binding. The transcript has 6 exons.
CAUUGUUUAAAGAAUAUGUAUUUAAUUAAAAAACUCUCUAUUCAUCUAAAGGGUAUAACAAAAAAGGGGGUGUUUUCAGAGGUGGUAGGUGGUAAAAGAAGAGGUCAGCAGGAAGAUGGUGACGAACGACCAAAGACCAAGAUAAAAAGGCAGUCAGGCAAAGAUGAAGAGUAUUAUAUCCCUUACAGACCUAAAGACUUUGACUCUGAGAGAGGGUCGAGUCUCGGUGGAGAGGGCAGUGCUUUUGAACAGCAGGCCUCUUCAGAUGUCCUUGAUCUCAUGGGAGAUGAAGGCGAUCGCCUUAACCAGCAGAAAAAAAUGAUGAAAUGGGACCGUAAGAAGAAGCGUUUUGUGAGAGAAACGGGAAAAGAAGACCAGAAGAAGAAGAUCAAAACAGACAGCGGUCAGGUUAUCAGUAACAAGAAGAACAGGAAGAACUUUUAUGAGGAGUGGAAGAAAAAAUACAAGAUUGAUGAUAAAGGAUCUGGAUCAGACGGAGAAACAGGCGGAGGAGGCAGGAAGCCAGCAAGAGCCUUGCAAGCUAUAACCUCCAACCUCUUUGUUGUGUCGUGCCUCUCCCACGUCGUGGCCAUGGCCGACGAGGUCCAAACGUACAGCGCUCCGGUGACCACAAAGCACGCUCGGAGCUGAAAACAAAGGAUCAGAAAAAGCAGAAGCACCAGUUCCUGCAGGGCGGGGGGAUGAGCAAGCUCCGCUCCAAGAACAAAAAGUGGCUCGGAGAAGUGAAAAAGUCAGGUUUUGGAAGGGGUGGCCAUAAGAAAGGCAAGCUGAGGAAGAAGCUGUGAGGAGGACAGAGGGUUGAUGGUGUGGAGGACAUCACGAGGAAGUAAGCGUCAGAAUCACCUGAGAACAUCACCAAAGGUUUUCCUGGCGCUUUGUGUGACUGUAGAUUAAGGAGAAAAUGAUUUGUGCAUCUUUACACUGCAGAAAUGCACGUCACUUCUUCCUUGAUGGCCUGCUGAACUCUGCGUUUGCCACAGAGUUAUGUUUAAUUAUGAUCCACUAACCUGGAUUUACUACUUGUAAGCAUGCUGGCGGUCUAAUAAAAGUGUUUUGGAGUACUGAAAUAUGUCUUAUC